Molecule: messenger RNA, 9563 nt
Organism: Vespa crabro (European hornet)
Lineage: Eukaryota; Metazoa; Arthropoda; Insecta; Hymenoptera; Vespidae
Gene: Dop2R
Product: dopamine D2-like receptor
Exons: 9
Coding region: 2006-4246 (746 amino acids)
Biological process (GO): adenylate cyclase-activating adrenergic receptor signaling pathway
Cellular component (GO): membrane
Molecular function (GO): G protein-coupled receptor activity; dopamine neurotransmitter receptor activity, coupled via Gi/Go
Source: RefSeq, a predicted model, not a curated record
AGCCAGUCGCUCGCCGUUCGUUCACCGACGUGGCCCGAAACUACCGCUUCUCCGGUUCGAGAUAAGCGAGUAAAAUUGGACAUAUAAGGACGAUAAAACAACGAGAGACAAUUCGUGAUCUUCGUUACGAGAGAAAUUCUUAUAUAUUUGUAUUAGUCUCGAUCGUGGUGAACUCUUUCUCUUUUCUUUUUUUUUUUCUCUUCUUUUUUUUUUCUUUUCUUUUUUUUUUUUUACUUGUUUUUGUUUCUGUCUCUUUCUUGAUUCUUUUAUUUUUCCUUUCUUUCUUUUUCUUUUUUCUCUUUUUUUUUCUUUUCUUUCUUUAAUCGAGUUCUGUUGUUAAACUAUUUGAAAAAGGAAUUCGUUCGACGAUAGGGAGGAUAAUGUUCGUGAACGAAGAUAAAGGAAAUUAGAACAGUAAAACGAGAAUGGGAUUUCGAAUUAGAGAACAACUCAUCGUUACAAAAUGCCGAACGUAUUCGUCGCCGACGUUUUGGUGUAUAGGACUUACUCCGUCAUGCCGUCGCUUCGUAGUAAAGCUCGCGAAGUUUCUCUCGUAAAAUCAGUGAUGGUAAAAUUUUCACAGAGGAAAUCUCAAAUCGUUUCAAUUUCAAGGAUCGAAUUGAGAAACGAGAAAGGAUCGAAUUAAUGGCGUUCGUUCGGCUAUGUUUAUUUAACCGGUAAUAGUUGGAUCAUUCGAUCGGUUUAACAUUCGAGGAUCUCAUUGAAUGAAGAAAAAGAAGAGAGAAAGAGAGAGAGAGAGAGAGAGAAAGAAAGAAAGCUAGAGAGAGAGAGAGAGAGAGAGAGAGAGAAAAUGUGAAUGAAAGAAGAAUGAAAAGAGGAAGAAUAGUGUGCUGUUCCUUCUGUUUAAAAGUUUUCAUGUGAAAUUGACUAAACGUGGUUUAAAACAUUUCACGUAUUCGAUCGAAGAAUAAAAAAAUAUUGAAUCGAUUUAUAGCACACACACACACACACACAUAUAUAUAUAUAUAUAUAUAUAUACAUAUAGUGUGAGAAAGAGAGAGUGAGAGAGUAUUCAGAGGGAUGAAUGGCAGAGCUUAGGGACGAUUUUCUUCUUUUAUCGUGACGUUGAACGGUGCUCUUACGGUGAAUCCAAGGUUUCCUACGAGUGUACCUUAUCAUUCUUAUCAUUUUAUUCUUAUUUUUUCCUUUAAAGAAGAAAAUCAAUGAUCGUUUAUGGUUGUACGUUAGGGAGAGGGCAAAUUAAAGGAACAAAAGGAAAAAAAGAAGAAAAAUAGAAAGAAAAAAGAAGAAGAAGAAAAAAAAAAAGAAACAAGGAAGAAGAAAAAAGAAAAAGGAAAGGAAAGGAAGCAUAGGGAAAAAAUCUUCCACAGUAUGGACGUCCGACGUUGCAUUGAUUUUCGAAAGACCCGAAUGGCUUCGAAAUUGCAUCGAAAAGGGGAGAAAAAUUAUUCUUAUCGACUAUCGUCCUCGAUUGGAACGUAUUAAGUGCGAUCGAAGUUUAUCGUUUGACGACUUCUUGCUUUUUGUUUUUUCUAUUAUUUUUUUUUUCUCUCCCCCAUUCUCUCCUCUCCUUUUCUCCUUCCUUUUCCUGUUUUUUUUUUCCUUUUUCCUUUUUCUUUCUUUUUUUUUUCUUUUUCGUUUCUUUUUUUGUACGUGCUUUCUCGUGAGAAUGCUGUUGUCUACGUACGAAGGUCAAGGAACGACUCUUAACAGCGACAGGGAAAGUUUCGUCUCGAAGAGGACUUGCGUUUAGGGAAUACGCGCUUCGAUGAUGAUCGAUGGAAUCACGAAUAGAAGAAAAUAGGAAGAAUAGUCGUCUCGGUGCUCAUUGUGGUUGGUGAUCGUCGAGCGUUGAGAAUAAAUCGUGGAAGCGAGGAUAAGAUUUGUGAGAGGUGUGGAGAGGAGAAGGAGGAGAAAGAAGUGGAAGAAGACGAGGAGGAGGAAGAAGAGAAGAAGAACGAGGACAGAGAGUGAGGAAUGGCGGGAAGAUCAAAGAUCUCGUGAUCUGUUUGGGGGUAGCAGAAUGGAAGGUGGAAGGGACAACGACGGUUCGUUGUUUCGGUCGAUCGUUCGAAAGCUAUCGUCGAGGGAGUCGGUGAUAAGUAGUGGGGUAGAGGGUGAAGUGGAUACAUCGAGCACGAAGAUCGGUAAUAGUGUAAGGGGUGUGGUAGUGCCGGCUAGGAAUACGUCGACGACAGACACAACGACAGGCACGACGGUUACGACGGCAACGAUAACGACGACGAGAACGAGCACUAGCGACGAAUACGAGAUCGCGUUCGAGACGAUCCUAGAACGUGCAUUCGAUAUGUCGAGAAACGAAACUGACGCUGCAGCUACGGCGGCAAGCGGAACUGCUACGGCGAGUGGAGGAACUGCAACGGGGGUUGUCGUUGAAUCAACCGGUUGGUUCGACGAUACCCAAACGCCAACGACGACAGCGAGUUUUGCUUCCUCGUCGAAUGCUUCAUCGUCAUCUUCGAGUUCUACCCUCGUAGAUAAUUAUACCCUAAUAUCGGAUCUAUUCGUCUUCGACGAUCUUAAUGAUUACAUUAAUCGAUUAAAUUAUAGCGCGUUCGCGAAUCUAACGGCCUAUUAUGAAGGUGGUGGUAGUAUGAAUUUAAGUGCCACAGGUAAUUGCACUUCCUCGAUCGUAUCUGGCAAUGACACAGAAUGCGAUACCGCCGCGGUAGACGAAGAAUCCAAUCCUAGCAAUUGGUGGGCCCUGAUACUGGUUAUCGUACCGUGUCUAACCCUAUUCGGCAAUGUCCUCGUUAUCCUGGCGGUUGUAAGAGAGAAAGCACUUCAGACCGUCACCAAUUAUUUCAUCGUCAGCCUUGCGGUAGCCGAUCUUCUAGUCGCGGUUCUCGUCAUGCCCUUUGCCGUCUAUGUAUUGGUAAACUCGGGCUCGUGGAGUUUGCCAGGCUUCGUUUGCGACUUCUACAUUGCAAUGGACGUUACCUGCAGUACGAGUUCUAUCUUCAAUUUGGUAGCGAUCUCCAUAGACAGAUAUAUAGCGGUGACGCAGCCGAUAAAGUAUGCCAAACACAGGAACAAUAGAAGAGUGUGGUUGACGAUACUGUUGGUCUGGGCGAUAUCGGCCGCGAUCGGUAGCCCGAUUGUUCUUGGCUUGAAUAAUACUCCCAACCGAUUGCCGGACCAAUGCCUCUUCUACAAUACAGACUUCAUCAUCUACUCGAGCCUAUCCAGCUUCUACAUACCCUGCAUCAUUAUGGUGUUUCUAUAUUAUAACAUAUUUAAGGGUCUACGAAAUAGAGCGAGAAAAGCUCGAGCUAAUCGAAAACCAAAUCUGGGAGAAAUAAAGCCGGGCAGUAUUAUAGAGAACAUCGCGAACACCCGGAGUGGGUAUUCUGUGGCAAGGUUCGCCGAGACGGCGUUGGGGGCAGCCGCCUUGGUGGCUCCCGGCAUCGAGGAGCCAACGAACACCGCUUCCGGUAGCAACGAGGACGAAGAUGAAACGCCUUUAGAUCCAGUCGUUGUCAUCUCCAAUGAUAAGAGCACCGAAUUCUUCUUGGCCACUGUCGUCGAGGAAGCAGCUUGUCGUUUCAGCGCGGUGGCGCAAGCACAGCUGGGCGAAUCGAAUGGUCGAAGGAAUUCGGGUUACGAUGGUGCUGCAAGCAGUACGAUGAUUAACGAGCCAACCGAAAUGAAUUCGAGUCCAAGUCCAAAUCCACGGAUCACUUCGGCUCCGUCAUCCUCAACGUCAUCCUCACCACCUCCAUCGGCAAGACCUGGAUCAGCAGCCGCGACAAGUAUCCAAGCUUCUCAAACAGAUCGUAAGAAAAAUGGGAACGGUGCUAGCAAGCAAGAACUCAAAAGGCUCAAAAGUACUGGAUCCUUGCUUCCUCUUCAGCUUGGUAGAACACCAAGUGUUUUAUCCGGCACUACGUCAGCCAGUAAAAAGGACAAAAAGAACGCCAGUUCUAGUUCGAAGUUCACGAUAUACAAGGCUAACAAGGCCAGUAAGAAAAAGAGAGAAAAAAGUUCAGCUAAGAAGGAACGCAAGGCAACUAAGACUCUUGCUAUUGUUUUGGGAGCCUUCCUGAUUUGUUGGGUGCCAUUCUUCACGUGCAACAUCAUGGACGCGAUGUGCGACAAGUUGGCGAUGGCCUGUCAACCAGGUGUCACGGCUUUCAUUAUCACUUCGUGGCUCGGUUACAUGAACAGUUUCGUCAAUCCCGUCAUUUACACCGUCUUCAACCCCGAAUUCCGAAAGGCCUUCGGUAAACUUAUGCGCCUUUAAGUCCCGAAAACAAAUAACGCUACGAGAGAUAGCGAAAGGACCUAUACGGACAUCGCGUUUAUAAUUAACGUAUAAUAUCCAUUCGAUAAAACGUGAACAUUAAAUUAUCCGAAUAUGAACGGAUGGAAAAUAUUGAUGUAAUUAAUUUUAGGUAGGACGUGUUACAAGAUGAUAACGUCGCCUAAAUUUCAUAUUUGUUCUCAUUUAAAUCGAGAUUAAGGACUCACAAAAGCGAGCAUCCUCGUUGACUUUUUAUAAACGACAAGAAAAGUUUUCUAUUUUUAUUUGUUGUUUCUUUUUUGUUAACUUUGUUUUGUUUUUUGUCCUUUUAUCUGUUUUUUUUUUUUUUCUUUUUUAUUUUUGCGGAGAACACUCGUCUUGGGCAAUCGAAAUUGCAAUGGAAUUGUUUGAAAAGUUGUAAUCGUACGAUAACGUUUAAAUGAAUGAACUAAUGAUCUUAGAAUAUUGAGAUACGCUACCAUUGUACAAAGAAUUAUAUAUAUAUUAUAUAUAUAUAUAUAUAUAUAUAUAUAUAUAUAUAAUAUAUAUAGUAAAGAUAUAAAACGACCUCUCGAAGGACUCUUUCGGAUAUGGUCGUUAGUUCGAAUAUACACAUAAUAGUACUGCGUCGCUCGAGAGAAAACGUUUUUCCUUCGACGAUAUCAUUUUCUUUUUGAUGUGUUCCAUUUUCCGUUGAACGGUAGAUACGUAAGAAGAUAAAAUAAAAGUAAACGGACUCAAAUACGAAGGAGGUGGUUGGAGUGGGAUAAAGAGUGGAGGGAGUAUUUAUUAACAUGGGAUAUAUUUGUUGUACGAAUGUUUAUUAUAAGUAUACCUACAUUUUUCGUAGAUAUAUAUAUAUAUAUAUAUAUAUAUAUAUAUAUAUCUGAGUACGAGCCGUGACAGUAUUACUAUACUAGUUACCUAAAAUUUAGCAAUAUUUUUUGGGCACUCUGACACUCUUUGAGUCUCGGCCAAGAAACGGAGGUAAAAGAAGAGGAUAGAAAAGAAAAGAAAAAGAAAGAAAAAAAGAAAAGAAAGAGAGAAGAAAAAUAAAAGAGCGAACAAAGGAAAAACAAGAGAUAUAAAUCGAAAAAAAAAAGUAAUAUAAUAAAAGACAAUGCCGAGAGAUUUACUACUGAGAUAUAUAUUAAUGUAGAAAGAAAGCUACGAUGCUCUCGCAAAAUAUAUUCGUUCUCGAUUAAAAUUCGACGACACGAAUUGUAUUUCUAUACCAAAAUUGUGCAAACAAACAAACAAAAUCUAUGCGUAUACCACAUUUCUGAUACUACAUUCUGAUACUAUAUUCCACGAACACGUAAUUACGAACGCCGACGUACUCGGACGUACUCGAACGAUAUUGCAAAUCGUAUUUGUGAUUCCGAGGUAUUAUGUCAUCUCUCUCGUUAUGUAUUCGCGCGAGCACGAGAUUACCUCCAGUGAACAAAAAAAAAGAAAAAAAAGAAAAAAAGAAAAAAAAAACAAAAAGAAAAAAAAAACAAAAAAAAGAAAAAUAAAAAAGAAAAAAGAGAAAAGAAAUCGACGAAAAAGCAAGUAUUUCGAGCUCUUCACCUUACAUAAGUUUUCGUCGAUCGAUAAUCAUCUUCGCAUUUUUGAUUUGCGUUGAGAGGAGGAAAAUAAUGAAAAAAGUAAAAAAACCAACCGAACAAGGAAUCCAAAUAAAACGAAAAAAAAUAAGGAAGAAGAAGAAGAUGAGGAAGAAGAAAAAGAAGAAGAUGUGAAUGGCGAAGAUGGAGAGGAAGAAGAAAAAGAAAAAAGUCACGAACAUUCCUUGCGAUUGAAUUUUUCAAAACAUAUCAGUGUGUUAGUACGAAAUUACACAGUGUUAUCUGUUCGUUCUAUCGACUCUCGAAGGAUCUUUUUACACAAAUACAUACAUACAUGUAUACAUAUGCACGUACACUCAUAUACACAAUCGCAUAUACACACACGUAUAUACGUACGAAAGUUGAUCGCGAAAUGAAUAUUUAUUGUGAAAUAUUUUAAGGGAAAAAAAAAAAAGAUAAAGAAAAUGAGUUACGAUAAAAAGAUAGGGAGUAAAUAAGUGUAUACGUUCGGCCGAUUUAGGAUGCAUUUCGCGCGUGUCACGUUUUAUCGCAAUAACGUCAACAAUCGAUUAAAAAAGCUUUCUACUCCGUUCAUUUUCCAAUUAACUUAAAGCUUCUAACGCCAAAUCUAAUCGUGUAAAUUUGUAAAUAUAUAUAGUAGAAACUAGAAUUAAAUGUAAUUAAAUAUUUAUCGUAAUGGAUAUCAUUGGACGUAUUACGAUAAAUAUGAUCGCGUUUUUUGGCGUUCGAAAUUGUGCGAGCUAAAAUUAAUUUACGUACAAUUCAUGACAAAUUCAUUAUUAUUCGAUGAUUACAGAGAUAAAUUUCAUUGAGAAAGAUUAAUGAUUUAAUCCUUUAAUUUGAUGGACUUUGGAAUUAUUUCAGUUAUUAUUUUGUUAUUAUUAAAAUUUUUUAUAUUAAAAUUUUAAUGGUUUUUUUUUGUUGUUAAUUAUUUUUACUUAAAGAAAUCUUAAGUAUUCUUUUUUUUUAAGAAUUUAUAUUAACUUUGAUCUGAUGAUUUAUAUUAACUAUGAUAUUAUUGAUACUUAUCCUAAUUAAUUUCUCCAAUUCGUCAUUAACAUAAGAUUUAUGGAACCCGACGAAUUUUUCAUUAGAGUUCUGUACAGCUUGAUAAAUUAUCAUAGCUUAAAAUUACAACAAUCAUAAAUAUUGAUUUUCGACAAUUUAUAUUGACUUUAAUUGAUAUAAUACACAUAUCUAUUUUAAUUUUCUUAAUACACGGUUGACGUCAAAUUAAAUGAAUCAAUGUUGAAUUUAAGGAAAAAAAAACUAAUCAAAAUGAAAUAGAUCAAAGGAAUUAUCUUCUAAAUGAUAAUUUGAAUAUGUACGACUUAAAGAAACAAAUUUAAAUUUUGCUUUAACAUUUUUCUCGCGGAUUACAAACAUCUUUUCUUCAUUAUCAUUGCUUUUCUUUUUUUUUUGUUUUUCUUUUAUUUUUUUUUCUCAGCUCUCCUUUUUUCUGUCCCUUGAGAUAUCUCUCCUUUACGAGAUAAUAGUUCGCACGUAAAUCUCUUCGCCAUUUUUCGCUAUCGAUAGCUUAUUAAUUAGUGAAGUUUCUGUGGUUUUGCUUUUGGUGUCGCUGACAAGAGAAGCAGAAACCGAUGGAAGUGCUUUUCUAUGUCGGGAUAGUGAAAUCCGUUUAUGUUUCUGACUAUUUCUCUCUCUCUCUCUCUCUCUCUCUCUCUCUCUCUCUCUCUCUCUCUCUCUCUCUCUCUCUCUCUCUGGCGAACAUUGACGAGGAGAUGUACGAGCAGUCGUGAGAAAAAUAAAGAUAAAAGAUAUAAAAAAUUUGAAAGACAUCGUCCAACGAUAGAAUAGGAGAAAAAGAAGUUUAUCACUGAUAUGAACAAUAGAAAUGUACCGUAUUUGCUUUUUAAAAGAGAAGUAAAUUAAAUCGAUGUACGAUACGAUCGUUUUCAUUUUUUUUAUGUAUCAUAAAAAGGUAUAUAUAUAUAUAUAUAUAUAUAUGUUAUAUGUAUAUCUGUAUAUCCGUAUCAAGAUCGAUGGUUAUUGAAACGACGUCGAAUCAUACACAUGAAAUUCAUUUUUAUUAACAAGCUAUAUAAAAACAAUAAAGCUUUUUCCAAUUUCGCAAUUAGUAAUUAGAUUUGUCGAUCAUACUGAAGAAGUAACAAAUUAACUCUAAAUAAAUAUAAUAUUACAAAAUAUUUAUUUCUAUUACGAAUGAAUUAAAAAAGAAGAAGAGGAAGAAGAAGAAGAAGAAGAAGAAGAAGAAGAUGAGGAAGAAGAAGAUGAGGAAGAAGAAGAAGAAGAAGAAGAAGAAAUAAAACGAAACUGGAAACGUAGCCAAAGAGUAUUUUUCCGUGGGAAAGAAAACGAAGGAAAAUGUAAGCCUAGUCUUCUGUUAUAUAGUCUCUCUAACGUUUUGUCUUCGAAGAAAUGAUAGAAAAUUUCUUACAAUUCUUAGUAAGAUCAUUGUAUUUUUCUAACCUGAUUAGUUCCCUUUUUCUUGUAAAUAGAUAAUCACGUAUAUCUAUACAUUCAUAAACGCUCGGGCAUACUCAUACACGCAGACACAUGCAUAUGUAUAAGAAAAUAACUAGUAUUUAAGUAUAAUAAUUAAUGAGGGAGAGAGAGAGAGAGAGAUAGAGAUAGAUAGAUAGAGAGAGAGAUAGAUAGAUAUAUAAAUAGAGAGAGAGAGAGAGAGAGAGAGAGAGAGAGAGAGAGAGAAGAAAUGGAACUGUGAAUUGUACUGUGUGUCUGUAUAUUCAAUGUAAAUAUGUCUUUAAAUCGACGAAAUUGUAUUGUGCGAAUAAGAUAGCGUACGAGAGAUCAAUAGCAAAAAGAGAAAGAGAAAGAAGAAAAGAGUAGGUGAAAUGAAAAAGAGAAAAAAAAAUAAAUAAAUAAAAGAAAAAAAAAAAAUAAAUAAAGUAUACAAUUAAUGAAAAGUAACGAGGGUAUUUCUGACGAUUCUCUUUUAAGCCCGGAAAUCACGGAAAUUCCCUAGAUCGAUACGAUGAUCGUACUUAAUCGAUGAAAUAGAUUUAAGGCGACUCAACGUUGCACAUCGAGAAAGAAUGAGUGACAAAGAGAGAGAGAGAGAGAGAGAGAGAGAGAGAUAAAGAAUAUGUAUGUAUGUAUGUAUUUGUUUUUGUGUGUGUGUGAGUGUGUGUGUGUGUGUGUGUGUGAGAAAGAGAAAAAGAAAAAGAGAAAGAGAAAAUGUAUGAUUAAAAUGUAUCAGAAAAAUUGAACGACGCAAAAAGUUUUCCUAUGAAUUUCUUAAUUAAUAUUAUCUAACAAUGGUCUAUACAGGGCAUAGAUUAUAAGUGGAAUAAUUUAUGAUUUUUGCUGAAAUAAAAAUCAAAAGGUAUAAUAAAAAGGUAUUUAAAAUAUUAAAGCUCUGUGUGUGUAUGUGUGUGUAUGUGUCUGUGUGUGUGUCUGUGUGUGCAUCGAAGGCAAUAGGUAUGAUUAUUCGUGCAACUCGAAAUAAGCGCAAUUAUAGACAUAUUAUCAAAAAAAAAAAAAAAAAAAAAAAAAAAAAGAAGAAGAAAGAAAGAAUGAAAGAAGAUAAACAUAAGUACAUAUAGACGAUCGUGAAAAAAGUUACAUGAACUUGUAAGUAAUUACAUACAUGCAUACAUGCAUAAAUACAUGCGUACAUACAUACAUAGAUACAUACAUGGAAAAACAAAAUACCUAUACUCAAGGACACCCGCUAAGAGGAGGCACUUGUUAAAAAGUAAAUAAAUUGAAGUAUAAAUGAAAAA